AUUUCUACUUUAAAAAACUUUCCAAAUUUCUACAUUAGAUAAUGUGACAAUAGACACCUUCCAAAAUAAACUCAUACCGCAUUCAUUGGGGUUCGCCAAUGUUGGACUUAGAUGAACGGCUGGCCCAACUGGGUCUCCUCUACCACCAAUUACCAAGAGAAGGUUAUCUGGUUAUACGAAACGGAGGAAAUCUAAAAGGUACAUCGACAGACGAUCCCAUAUGGAAUAGCAGUCAAGAAUCUAUACCACAAUCCGUUCAAUCUGAAUCAUCACAAGCUACAAUAGGCACCCUAGUCCAGGAGGAGACCCCUGAAGUAGCAUCAACUCCAGCAUCCCUCAAAGAGAGUCCAUCAUUUGUCAGAGUAAAGUCAAGUUUUUUGGGUCUGGAGUGGAGAGUACCUAAAAUGUCGAGUCGAGUUCCUGGCGGUAAAAAUGAUUAUUAUCCAAACUCUACAUUCCUAAAGAAUCCGAUUGUGACUAAGAGCGGUUAUGGUUUGCCCACAAGACCUCGCACCGGUCUUUGCUAUAAUCGAUCGAAGAACCGAAGCAAACAUAGAAUGGAAGAAAUUGAGAUAAGAGGUCGAGAAUGUGAUGACGGCAAUCCCAAUAGCAGCUGCAAUGUUCCCAAUUAUUGUGAUAGAAACUCAUGCGGCAGAUCUUCUUCCCAUUAUAUGGAAUAUAAUGGUUAUAGGCAAGCAAUAAAAAAGAAUCCAAUUAUACAGAAGUCAAACUCCCGAUUAAGUCGCGCAUCCAGCUCACCAACAGUUAACAAAAAGAAGGAAAAAAAGAAUAAAAAGGUCAAGCAAAUUGAUCAGGUGGAUUGCGAGUGUGAUCCAGCAACGGCUCCAAAUUGUGAAUGCGAAACAACUAAAGAUUUUUGCAAACCGAGAGAUAAGAAAAUUAAGUGUAAUCGAGGCUAUGAUAAAUAUGCAGAGGAGGCUUACUGUCAAAGAGCUGUUACCCAAGUAUGCUCAGAGCCUGAAUGUUCUCGUAGUCCAAGAAGACGAGCUCCUCAAAGGGUUUGCUCCAAUUGCCAGCAUGUAUCACAGUCUUAUCGUGAAACAUGGCAAGCCAAAGAACAAGAACCAAAAAAAUCCAAGAAAAAAAAUGAUCGCACAUGUUCUUUUGACGUGGAUGAACCAUCAGAUUACUUGGAAUUGGGUUCAUCGAGAAGCAAGCAUGCAGCACUUAAAAAUCCUCUCACAGUCUCUCGAACGGACUACUGCGAAGAUGAACUACUGCCACAUGAGAGCUUCAGUGAUGAGUAUGUAAGGCGAAGAACAACAUUUGUUAAACAAGGAGAGCCAAAGUGUCGUCAGAAAACCGCACCGCGAUGCUCCAAUGAGACACUAAUGGAGAGAUCUUUAAAAACCUAUAGAUAUUCCAACGAAAAUAAUUGUAGAAAUCCAUCGCCGAAACCCCCUCGAAAACGUUGCCCAAAAUGUAACAAGCCAAGAGCUAAGCAAACUCCAUGUUCCACCUGUCAACCGAGAAGUACGCCACCAUCACCACCACCACUACCACCACCAGCACACAAUUGUUGCCCAAUGUGCGGUCUUUAUGGAAUGAUUCCACGUUAUAUGCUUCCCCAGAUGAAUCCAUGUGUACCUCCUCAAUAUAUGCCCAUGAUUUGUAGUUGUUUGCCAAAAAAAAGGACUGCCAAAAAAAACAAUCCUAGUUGCUCCCUUCAUGCUGUGCCCAAGCUUACUCCAGACUGCAGUUGUAAAACAUCAAAGGCUACGCCAAAACCGAUCUUCAAGGUGAUAUGCCGACCACGUCCAAGCAAAGAGUUAUGCAGGAUUUCAAUUCCUUGUGAUAAUUUGUUAAGAAACUGUAAGCGCUGUAGUGGCGGUAGAGGGACACAGUCAUUCGAUGAUCAAUGCUGUGGAAGUGGAGGGACACAUCAACACUCAAGUUGUCAACAUCGUCAUUUACACGAAGCCAACCAAUCAAUGCAUCGAAUCAAUCAGCCGAGACAACGAAGAAACCUACGAUCGACAUAUCGAAUCAUUCCAAUUAGUCGACCACCAGAUCCUCCAACUCCACCGCCAUCUACGCUAAGCCGACCAAUACCUCCUCCUUCGUGUCUGCUCACUGCUCUGAAUGCAAGAGUUAAUGCCAAGGAUAAUCCCUAUGCUGCUAGAACCAACCAACAGAUACUGCGAACUAACCGACCAGUACAAAGAAAUUACGCCUCUAGUAGGCUACAAGAACGUCGAACAUCAGCGACCCCUCCACCUGGUCAACCCGCACCUCCCACUUCGUCUCACUUCACUCCUGGAACAACGAGUGCCAAUGCAAGGGAUAAAACUGCUGCCAACAAAACCAGGCCUCCGUUACAACGGGCGUUGGUCCGUACAAGUCGACCACCAGAACGGCGAGCUCCGACGCCUCCCCCAGCAAGGCAACCCAAACUUCCCACUUCGUCAAAAGAUUUGGAAGAUCAAGAGGCUAGUUCAUCAGCAGGCAUAACUCCCACUCUGUCAAAAGAACACUUGAAAGCGUCUAAUUCAUCAACAGAUGCGGAACAAAUAACAAAAUCUCCGGAUACAGUCGCGAAUGCCACCGAUAAUAGUGAUGCAUAUAAAACCGACCAACCAGUACAACGAGCCGAGACAACUAGCCGACCACCAGAGCGAGCACCUGCGGCGGCCCUUGCACCCAGCCCACCCAAGCCCCCCGACGCUCCUGCGAGUUCAACCGCUAAUACGAAUGUCAAUAGGAACAACCAGCCGAUACAACGUCCCAGCCAAACAUUAAGACGAACCAACACUAGCGGUCGACCGCCAGAGCGUCCACCUGCCCAGGCUCAUGUAUCGAGCCCACCCAAACCUGCCACAUCGUCGACUGGGGUUCCUGCGAAUACAACUGUCAAUUCUGGUGCCAUUAAGGCUAACCAACCGGUACAACGUCCUAACCAAACAAUAAGACGAACCAACACUACCGGUCGACCACCAGAGCGAGCACCUGCGGCGGCCCUUGCACCCAGCCCACCCAAGCCCCCCGGCGCUCCUGCGAGUUCAACCGCUAAUACGAAUGUCAAUAGGAACAACCAGCCGAUACAACGUCCCAGCCAAACAAUAAGACGAACCAACACUACCGGUCGACCACCUGCGGCGGCCCCGGCACCCAGCCCAUCCAAACCUCCCACUUCGUCUUCCGGCGUUCCUGCAAAUUCAACCGCUAAUUUAAAUAUCAAUAAAAAUAACCAACCGAUACAACGUCCCAACCAAACAGUUCGACGAACCAACACUUAUAGUCGACCACGAGAACGUCCAAAUUCGGCGGCUUCUGAUUCCAGACAAGCUCCGUCUGUUGGGACAAAGGAUAAACCUAAUCCCAAUAAAGCUAACCAACUGGUGCAACGAUCCAACACCACAAAUCGUCCACCAGCACCAGGCCCAGUCCCAGCAACUGCGCCAGAUUCUGCCCCAGCCACUCCAGCUGCUAUGCCAGCCCCUGCGCCAGCUCCUGUGCCAGCCCCUGCGCCAGCUCCUGUGCCAGCUCCUGCGCCAGCUCCUGUACCAGCCACUGUUCCAGUGCCUACGCCUGCCACAACGCCAGCCACUGCUCCAGCCCCUGCAACAAGACAUCCCAUGCCUUCUAAUUCAUCUCCUGGACCACCUACAAAUCCAGAAAAAACUAAGCAGCCGAUACAACAAGCAAACACCGUUAGUAAACCACCAGAACGUCCACCUCCGACGGCCCCGGCCCCACCACCUAGCCGCUCCAAUCCUCCUACUUCGCCGAAAGAUCGCUUAGAUGAUGAGAUUCCUAGUUCUGCAAGAAAAACGCGACGUAGGCCCAGAUUUUCCGGAAUGUCAAAUACCAACCCAAAAGACGAUCCUAAUAAAAUUGCGCCAAGUAAGACACCUGCGAAUGCAACUGCCAGUGCUAAAGAAGAACCCAAGGGCAAAGAAAAUCUUAAUGUCAAAGAAGCAAAACAACAACCAAUCACCAAGAGUCCUCCACCGGCGCCAGUCCCUGUACCACCUCCGGCAUCAGCCCCUGCACCAGUUCCCACACCAACUCAACAUACAUCCUCUCUAAGGAGCCCUAGGAGUGCGAGUGUUAAUGCGAAGGAUAAAUCCACAGACAAUAAAGCUAAAGAACCGAUACAACAACCAAACCCCGUUAGUAAACCUCCAGAGCCUUCACGUCAAACGGCCUCGAGCGCACAACCUAGCCGCCCCAUACCUCCUCCGAAAGAUCACUUCGAUGAUGAGAUACCUAGUUCUGCAAAAAAAACCCAAAGUAGGCCCAGAUUUUCCGGAAUGGCAAAUGCCAGUACCAAAGAUGAUCCUAAUAAAACUGCGCCAGGUAAGGCACCUGCGAAUGCACUUGUCAGUGCUAAAGAAGAACCCAAGGGCAAAGAAAAUCUUAAUGUCAAAGAAGCAAAACAACAACCCAUCACCAAGAGUCCUCCACCGCCGCCAGUCCCCGUACCACCUCCGGCAUCAACCCCAGCCCCAGCUCCUGCGACAGCACCAGCGUCGAUUCCCGCACCAAGCCAUCCUACUUCUUCUUCAAGGAGCCCAACGAGUGCAAAUCUUAAUGCGAAGGAUACAUCCAAGCCCUAUCAAACUAAAGAAACGGUACAGCAAGCAAACAACGCGGGUCAACCAACAGAACGUCCUCCACCUACAACCACCGCACCAAGCCGCCCACUACCUCCAACUUCAUCGAGAGAUCACUUCGAUGAUAAUAUAUCCAGUUCUGCGAAAAAAGCUCAAGGUAAGCCAAGAUUUUCAGCAAUGGCAUCCCGCAACGCCAAAGAAAAUCCCAAAACAACGGCGCCUAGUGCGACUCCUGCGACUACAGAUGUGAGUGCUCAAGAAGAAUCCAAAGCCAAUCAAGCAAAACAACGAUCCAACACUAAGAGUCCUCCACCUGCACCGGCUCCUGCAUCAGCCUCUGGUGCAGCCACUGCGCCAGCCCCCGCGCAAACACCUGCGCCAGUUCCUGCGGCAGCCCCGGCAGCAGCACUUACGCCAGUCCCCGCACCAAGCCAACCUACUCCAUCUCUCGGCACUCCUGCAAAUGCGACUAUCAAUGUGAAGGAUAAAACCAAAGCCAAUAAAACUAACCAACCGAAACAACCAAUAAACCAACCGAUACAGCAAACCAACCCUAGUGAACCACCAGACCGCCGACCUUCUUUGCCCUCUGCACAAAGCCGGCCUCUCGGUCAAACUUCCAAUGCUAAUGAAAUUCGUAAACUAAAAGAAACCCCCAAAGCUGAGGAACCUCCAAAAGCCAAAGAAAGUCCCAAAGCGAAGGAAACUCCAAAGCCUAAAGAGGAUUCCAAAGUCAAUAACACCAGCCAACCAAUGCAAGGAAUCAAUCCCAAAAGUCGACCACCAGAACGUCUAAUUCCAUGGGAGCCCGAACCAACACAACCUACAACUGAAACAACUCGACCCAAACGUUCUGCUUCGCAUAGAACAUUGUUUUAUGCAAGUACAAAUGGCAAUGCCAGAGAUCAACCGAAUGCCACUGCACAACCCACGGCGAAAUCUUCCGCUAAUACAAAUACCAAUGCCAAGGUUGAACCUCCUGAGAAUAAAAGUUCCUUGCCUAAAGCUAAAGAACCUCCCGAAGCUAAGGAACCUCCUAAAAUCAAAGAAACUCUCAAAGCUAAGGAAACUCCUAAGCCCAAAGAAGAUUCCGGGGUUAAGAACACCAGCCAACCAAUACAACAAAUCAAUCCCAUGUAUCAACCACCAGAACGUCCAGUUCCAUCGGAGCGUGCACCAACCCAACACUCACGGGUAACUACGCCAAGAACAUGGUUUCCUGCGAGUACAAAUGUUAAUGCCGGGGAUCAGCCCAAAGAAACUGCACAACCCACGGUGAAAUCUCCUGCAAAUACAAAUACCACUACUAAGGUUGAAUCUACAACUACUGCGCAACGGACGGCAAAAUUUUCUGAGAAUACAAGUGCUAAUGCUAAUGAAAAUCCUAAGCCCAAAGAAUCUUUUAAAGCUAAAGAACCUCCUAAAGCUAAGGAACCUAAACCCAAAGAACCUCCUAAAGCCAAAGAAACUCCCAAAGCUAAGGAAACUCCUAAGCCCAAAGAUGAUUCCGGGGUUAAGAACACCAGCCAACCAAUACAACAAAUCAAUCCCAUGUAUCAACCACCAGAACGUCCAGUUCCAUCGGAGCGUGCACCAACCCAACACUCACGGUUCACUACGUCAAGGGCAUAUUUUCCUGCGAGUACAAAUGUCAAUGCCAGAGAUGAACCCAAAGACACUGUACAACCCACGGCGAAAUCUCCUGCAAAUACUACCACUGCGCAACGGACGGCAAAAUCUUCUGAGAAUACAAGUGUCAAUGCCAAGGAAAACCCUAAUCCCGAAAAAACUCCUAAGGCUAAAGAACCUCCCAAAGCUAAGGAACCUACUAAAGAGAAAGAAACUCCCAAACCCAAAGAAGAUUCCGGGGUUAAUAACACUAGACAACCACCAGAUAAGCCUGAAAAAGCUUCCAAAGCUAAGGAACCUCCUAAGCCCAAAGAAACUCCCAAAGUUAAGGAAACUCCAAAGCCCAAAGAAGAUUCCGAGGUUAAGAACGCCAGCCCACCAAUCAAUCCCAUGUAUCAACCACCAGAACGUCCAAUUCCAUCAAAGCGUGAACCUCACCGUCACUCACGGUUUACAGCGUCAAGGUCAUAUUUUCCUGCGAGUACAAAUGUCAAUGCCAGAGAUGAACCCAAAGACACUGUACAACACACGUCGAAAUCUCCUGCAAAUACUACCACUGCCCAACGGACGGCAAAAUCUUCUGAGAAUACAAGUGUCAAUGCCAAGGAAAACCCUAAUCCCGAAAAAACUCCCAAGGCUAAAGAACCUCCCAAAGCUAAGAAACCUCCUAAAGAGAAAGAAACUCCCAAACCCAAAGAAGAUUCCGGGGUUAAUAACAUUAGCCAACCACCAGAUAAGCCUGAAAAACCUUCCAAAGCUAAGGAACCUCCUAAGCCCAAAGAAACUCCCAAAGUUAAGGAAACUCCUAAGCCCAAAGAAGAUUCCGAGGUUAAGAACGCCAGCCCACCAAUCAAUCCCAUGUAUCAACCACCAGAACGUCCAAUUCCAUCAAAGCGUGAACCUAACCGUCACUCACGGUUUACAGCGUCAAGGUCAUAUUUUCCUGCGAGUACAAAUGUCAAUGCCAGAGAUGAACCCAAAGACACUUUACAACCCACGGCGAAAUCUCCUGCAAAUACAAAUACCAAUGCUAAAGUUGAGUCUACUACCACUGCGCAACGGACGGCAAAAUCUUCUGAGAAUACAAGUGUCAAUGCCAACGAAAACCCUAAUCCCGAAAAAACUCCCAAGGCUAAAGACCCUCCCAAAGCUAAGGAACCUCCUAAAGAGAAAGAAACUCCCAAACCCAAAGAAGAUUCCGGGGUUAAUAACACUAGCCAAUCACCAGAUAAGCCUGAAAAACCUUCCAAAGCUAAGGAACCUCCUAAGUCGAAAGAAACUCCCAAAGUUAAGGAAACUUCUAAGCCUAAUGAAGAUUCCGAGGUUUAUAACACCAGCCAACCAAAUAAGUUAGAAAAAUCUCCCACAGCUAAAGAACCUCCUAAACCUAAAGAAACUCCCAAAGCUAAGGAAACUCCAAAGCCCAAAGAAGAUGCCGGGGUUAAGAACGCCAGCCCACCAAUCAAUCCCAUGUAUCAACCACCAGAACGUCCAAUUCCAUCAAAGCGUGAACCUCACCGACACUCACGGUUUACAGCGUCAAGGGCAUAUUUUCCUGCGAGUACAAAUGUCAGUGACAGAGAUGAACCCAAAGACACUACACAACCCUCGGCGAAAUCUGCUGCAAUUCCAAAUACCAAUGCUAAGGCUGAAUCUACCACUCACUCACGGUUUACAGCGACAAGGGCAUAUUUUCCUGCGAGUACAAAUGUCAAUGACAGAGAUGAACGCAAAGACACUACACAACCCACGGCGAACUCUCCUGCAAAUGCACAUGCCACUGCCAAGCUUGAACCUACUACCACUGCGCAACGGACGGCGAGGUCUCCUGAGAAUACAAGUACCAAUGCCAAUGAAAAUGUUAAGCCCACAGAAUCUCCUAAAGCUAAAGAACCUCCUAAACCCAAAAAGCCUCCUAAAGCCAAAGAAGAUUCCAGUGGUAACGUUGGGAAAAAUCGUGCAGAUACAAAUGACAAUGCGAAUGAUAAUGCCAAUUCUAAGCCUACUGGCAGAAAGUUCCGUCGAGGAAGUUUUCUUCAAUUGCGUUCAGCAGAUGAACAACCCGAACCUAGACCACAAACUGAUGAAGUCCGAAGAAACUCGAAUAGACCAAAGGCGAACAGGGCGCCGCCUACACAACCUCGAUCCAUGCCGGGAUCAGCUCACACAGAAAGAGAACGUGAAACAAGACUACCAACGCGUAAUACCACAGGAUUUUCAGUAUCUAGACGGGUGCCCUUUCUCCGACAAUUUCAUAUUAAGUCUCCUGGAAUAAGGUUAAAAUUUUGGAAUUGGCGUAAAUCAUAAUUAAUGAC
Molecule: messenger RNA, 8521 nt
Organism: Drosophila willistoni
Lineage: Eukaryota; Metazoa; Arthropoda; Insecta; Diptera; Drosophilidae
Product: mucin-2
Exons: 3
Coding region: 99-8513 (2804 amino acids)
Source: RefSeq, a predicted model, not a curated record